Molecule: messenger RNA, 870 nt
Organism: Ambispora gerdemannii
Lineage: Eukaryota; Fungi; Glomeromycota; Glomeromycetes; Archaeosporales; Ambisporaceae
Source: the annotation of a GenBank genome assembly
AUGUCAGAAAGGAGCUCGGUCUUUACAGAGGCUUCUCGCCUCUCAACCAUCCCCAAUGAAAAGAAAUUAACUCAAGAUGAAGUGGUUUUUUUACUCAAUUAUUUCACUACAAAUACUAAUCAAGUAGCUAAUGCGGAGUUAGCCCUCACUGUCUGCCUAACUGAUAACAUGAAACUCGACUAUUUGAGGACUUUUAGAAAGCGCAAGAGUCCCGAAGAUGACAAUCAAUUUGCAAUUACCGAAGGAAUGAAAACAUUUGCCAGUGUACUCCCAUGGAACAAGUUGAACGCAAUCCCAUCUUCUCAAUCCAUCAUAUCUCUUCCCAACAACAUCCGUUUUCUUAAUUCUAGUAAGCUUGGUUCAAAAAUUUUCGUUCGGAAAGCAUUUAAGGAACUUUGGGAGAUUAUAAGUAUACAGCAUCCUGGACAUGAUUUCCUGAUUACAGGAAAUCCAGGAACAGGCAAAACCUUUUUUAAUCUUUUCUUAUUAUACAUACUUGUUGGAAUUGGUAAGACGGUGGUCUUUCAGAUGAGUCCUGAUCAAGAAACAUGUUACAAAUUCAGCAAUGGGGCUGUGGAGCUUACAACAAUACAACACUUGCGUGUCGUCCUUGAUGACCCACAAGUAUAUUAUCUUUUAGACACUAUGGAACCUCAAAUAAAACUAUGUAAUGCCCGCAAGAUUGUUGUAUCUUCGCCGAACAGAGAACGAUACAAGGAAUAUGAAAAAGAAAAUUUAGUUGAUACAAGGAUAAUGCCGACAUGGGAUUUGGAAGAACUGGAAACCCUCCAUCAGAGCAUCUAUCUUAACACAGACUUUAUUAAGCUGAGAGAACUUUACUCUUUAUGGGGUGGAAUCCCUAGAUAUGUU